Ostrea edulis (European flat oyster) is the source of this 2247-nucleotide messenger RNA. RefSeq lists its product as uncharacterized. Gene Ontology annotation, molecular function: scavenger receptor activity. NCBI's taxonomy places the organism in Eukaryota, Metazoa, Mollusca, Bivalvia, Ostreida, Ostreidae. The transcript has 10 exons. Bases 31 to 2004 code for a protein of 657 amino acids. The record is from RefSeq and is a predicted model, not a curated record.
AGACGUAUAGUUUUAUCAAUGUAUCUGUAGAUGUGUACAGUUACAUGUACAAUGUAUCGCAUUUUGCUCCUGAGAGGAUUUGUUUCCACUGCUGUAAUUCUGGUGGUAUGUGUCAUUGUUUCUGCCAGGGGAGCGUGCAGGAGAAAUGAAGAACAAAUUUGCUGCCCAGGAUAUUUCUAUGACAGAGCUUUAGAUGAAUGCAAAGAGUGUUUCCCGGGUUUCACUGGGAUAAACUGUUCCAUGGAAUGUCGUUAUCCAGCUUAUGGAAAGCAUUGCCAGAGAGAAUGCAACUGUUCUGAGGAAUAUUGUAAUUUGGCAACUGGAUGUGAAAAAAGAAAAAUUAUUCCUCGGGAUAGCAAUGUGUCAGAGAGUCCACUUUGGAUGUCUACCGAUAAAACCGAUAAAACACCACAAACUAAUCAGGGGCUUCAGACAACUCCCAUCCUCAUUGGAGCCAUAGUAUUCUUAUGUCUGAUACUGACCGCUGUCGCUGCAAGAUUUCUUUGGAAAAAGAUGACAGGUACCCGGUUGAUAAUGAGCAUAGGAGACUCGGAAAUGAGAACCACGGCGAUGGUCGGAGAAAUUGGUCAGGUGGACGAUAUGGUGGACCAUGAUUACGAAGACUUAGAUGAAGGGAAAAUCGGGAAAGACAACAUGAAGGAAAAGAAGGCAGCCUCAGAAAAUGACUAUGUUGAAUCGUUAGCCUUUGCGAAAAAGGAACAAAAUGCCAAUGAACGCGAAUCUAAACACUUCUAUGACGCUUUGAAAUUUAAUCUGAGUUUAGAAACAAUACAAUUGGUGGGUAAAGAAAUCAUGCAAUUCGAUUAUUUUAUGAAAAUUUACCGACAAAAGAGCAUUAUCUGUUCUUUUACAAUUUUCUGUUUCCUACCCGUAGUACCAGUAUCUUAUUCAACCCAACGAUGCAUUGGACGUGCACAAAAUGGAAAAUGCAGAGAAUGUCUUCCGGGAUACAUAGGAGAAAACUGUUCUCAUACAUGCCGAUAUCCAAGUUACGGCGAGGGCUGUCAACAUAUAUGUAAUUGUGACGUAACAUCCUGUAAUAUAGCCAGGGGGUGUUCACAGGCCACAGAAUGCCAGCCAGGUUACUUUGGCUUUAAUUGUAUCCAUCAAUGCCGGUAUCCAAAUUACGGAGUCAACUGCCAAUUGUUCUGUGUUUGUGAAAAACAGUUCUGCGACAUUACAACAGGAUGUAAAACUAUUUCAACACCAUACACGGUACAUACUAGCAUUAUACAGGGAUAUAAAACAACGGAUCAGCGAGCAACGACUGCAAACAAUACGUCAUAUCAAACCAUUCCAUUCCUGAAACACACACAAGAGCGCUCUAGGACACUUAAUGAAGAUUUGGACGUUGUAUCCGCUACAGGAAUUUCGAAAUACAAUACAAAAAAGGAAAUCAGAGUUUCAGAAAUCCUCAAGUCAGGAAUUCAGUCUACCCAAUCAGCAAACCUAUUGCACAAUAAAGGACCACCUGAAUAUACAGAUGCAAUGCCAUUAAUUCCAUUACUAAAAAGUCCUGCUAUCCUCAGCAUUCUAAUUGGAACUUCAGUCCUUCUUAUUUUUGUUGCAGUCAUCAUAGUUAAGUUAUGUAGAAGGGCGGGUUCAGGAAAUCAACUUGUGAAAGAGUUAGUCCCGGUGUAUUACGCUCCUGUAGAGGCACUUAGGCAUGACCAGAAAAUAGAACAACUGUCCUUUCCAAAGGAUGAUACGGUGGAUCGUCAGCUUUCUCAAAGUUCGGAAGAACGUCUUUAUGAAACAAUUGACACUGAGGCUAUGGAGUCAAUGAUGUAUGAACAGCAAUCGGAGGUAUCACAUUUGGAUAGCCCCCAGCAGUCAGUGGUAACUAUGGACCAUUGUCCUCAGCCUAUGGAAAACCCAGAGAAGGACGUUGACUCCGAGGGCUAUCAGCGCCCCUGCUCCUCGGGAAAAGGCUGCAAAAGAAUUGUUAGCACUGUUGAAAACAAUUACCUGACUGUGAUUUGAACAUAACGAUUGCUAUAAGCCAGUACUGCACAGGUUGAUUCAAAUGUUAGAUUUAAAAAAAAAAAAUCUUAUUUACAUGUACUUUAGAAUGAAUUUAGACAUGUAACUGAAUGCCCUUUACGUUAAAAAUGAAUAGGUACAAUGUAUAAAUUAUGUUGAAUAUGAGUAUAUUAUGUUUAUAGGACGGACAACAUACUUUUAAAAUGAAUAUGAAAUAUACUAAAAAUACUUGCAAUUCAGUCU